GCGCGUGAACGAUCACAGCGUCAACAACAGCUUCGAAAACCGCCGUAACUUUUUCAAACUUUGAAUCGGAGCCAUCAUAGCUAGCAGAGAUGAGUCUUUCGCUAAAGACGCCUGAUUUCAGCAAAGGAAGAGGCUCAAAAGGCAAACGGCGCGAGCUGGGCGAGGAGCAAAAACAAGAAAUCAAAGAGGCUUUUGACUUGUUCGAUACAGACAAGGAUCGGGCGAUAGACUACCAUGAACUCAAGGUUGCAAUGAGAGCUCUUGGAUUUGAUGUGAAGAAGGCUGAUGUUCUAAAAAUCAUGAAGGAUUAUGACAGAGAAGCUUCAGGCAAAAUUACAUUUGAUGACUUCAAUGAAGUCAUGACAGACUGGAUGCUGGACAGAGAUCCCCAGGAAGAAGUGUUCAAAGCAUUUAGGUUAUUUGAUGAUGAUGACAGUGGCAAGAUCAGCCUGAGGAAUCUCAGACGAGUAGCUAGAGAACUGGGUGAGAACAUGACAGACGAGGAGCUUCGUGCCAUGAUUGAUGAGUUUGAUAAAGAUGGUGACGGAGAAAUAAAUGAAGAGGAAUUUCUGGCCAUUAUGACAGGGGAUACAUGAAUACAAGGGACCCAGGAAAGAAGAAACUACAUUGUAUAUUUUGUUGCAAAAUCUUUGGACAUAGUCGUCAACAAUUACAUAUUUUUGUAAAGGAAAUAACCAAACAAGGAUGUAAAUGGGACUUACUGUUGUAGUAUAUAUAUGCAAGGAAGUUAUUUGUAAUAUGACAGCAAAUCACUAAUGAUCAAGGAAAAAUCAAUCAGAAGUUCAAGUUUAUUACAGUGUGGAUUCAAUCCAGGAACACUUGACAUUCUUGGGGGAAAGCUCAGAAUGAGGGCUCUUUUAUCAACAAAAGUAUUUACAUUCUUUAAAGAGUCCUUAUUUUACAGGCACCCCCCAAAGAUGUACUGAAAAUGUCAAAUGGUCUUAAUUUGAGUGUCCACAUUGUAAUGUAGGCAAAACCUGCUGGUGUUAUUGAAUUAAAUUAUUUGAUUUCAGCUGAUUAGGAAGUAUGGCUUUUAUUUUGUUACUGUAUUAUGUAUUUAUUAUAAGGAACAGCAGGGUAGAGAUUUUACUACUUUUGAAUAAAGAAAUGUUGAAGCUGUA
Molecule: messenger RNA, 1142 nt
Organism: Orbicella faveolata
Lineage: Eukaryota; Metazoa; Cnidaria; Anthozoa; Scleractinia; Merulinidae
Product: centrin-3-like
Cellular component (GO): myosin II complex
Molecular function (GO): calcium ion binding
Source: RefSeq, a predicted model, not a curated record